Molecule: messenger RNA, 4488 nt
Organism: Bemisia tabaci
Lineage: Eukaryota; Metazoa; Arthropoda; Insecta; Hemiptera; Aleyrodidae
Source: RefSeq, a predicted model, not a curated record
CUUGGUAAGCCUCGCGUUUGCUUCGGACGGGUUCUCGAAACGUUCUCCACAUCGGCACAUCACCUGUGGAACCGAGAAAAUUAUAAUUUCUCGUACUCACCUCUGUAUCGCGUCGCUGUCGUGAAUCGUGGCCCACUCAACAAGUGGCAGUUGUAGCAGUGCGCGGUGUGCAAUCUUCAUCGGCGAUAGUGAAACUGAAGUUUUGUUUUGACGUUUUUUCGCGUGUGUUUCGCUCAAUUUUUGUGCUCCCGGAUUGUUUGUUACUUACUGGAUCUUUGUCUCAGCAUCCAGCAUCGUAAAGUUAUCUCUCUCUCUCCUGUAUCCUGCUUGUAUUCUGUCUAUUUACGUGGGAGGAGUCUGCGGCGGUGGCGGCGGCGGCGGCAUUGUGAAGCGAGUGAAAGCUGCGCGGUGCGGUUGUGCGGAGCGGGCGGUGCGGGUGUCCGGCUGUGCCGCGGCCCGGGAUGCUGACGUUUCCCCGCUGGGCCGCUGCCGCGUGAGGAAGAGGAACCGGAGGAGCGCGACCGGUCGAAGCGAGGGUGGGACCCGGGACUUCCGAGUCGUAGACCAGGACCCUCACCCGUCACCAUGCGCAUGAACGGCGGUCUCCCCCGACACGACGAGCCUCCCAACGCUCCUCAUGUUCCACGUGAUGACAUGAUCGACAAUGAGAACGAAACCCUCCGUGAACGAGUUGCUGAGCUGGAGAAGAAGGUGCUCGAUUACGGAGACGAAGUCGUAUGCCUCCGCUCAACUUUGGCCGACGUUCUCAGAAGGCUGAACCAGCUGGAAAGUCUCAGAAGUUACAACCAAAAUGUAGGAAUUAAAAAUGGAGGAGUUGUCAGAAGCCAAAGUGCACAAGCAGCGAACAACUUCAACUCAUUACACAAGGAGGCAGUACGAUAUCGCCCAGUAGCUGAUGCCAAUAACAGGGAUCCUGUUCGUAGAGUUUUAAGUUAUACCCCUUCAACUUUACCGCAAAGACGAGCGGUUCAUUAUCAAUCAACAGGUUCCCUCCACUCGGACUCGCCAAGUUCGAGCAGUGUCUCCCCCGUGCCCACAUCCCCAUCUCCGUCCACCACCCCCACAUCCAUCCUCAAAAGCCCCUCCACAAACACCAACCUCCACACGGCCAAAAGAUGGAGCUCUACCGGAGAUUUCAACAAUGUACCUGCCAAUGUGAACACAGCACCUCCCUCAAGACUUGCUACCAAAUCCAUGUACAACCUUCAUACACGAUCACAAUCAUUUCAGAACCAUCAUUCGUCCGUUCCGAAAUUGGGCAUGCGUGACGCGUCGUACAACGAGGACGAUGGAAGUUUGCGAAUGUACAUCCGCGGACGGCCGGUCGUGCUCCUGGCCCCGUCGGACGUCGCCGAGAACUACAACAUCUCCAAAGUGGCGCCCCCUCCGCAGUCCAAGCUCAAACUCGACUGGGUGUAUGGCUACCGAGGCAAAGACUGUAGGUCAAACUUGUUCCUUUUACCAACAGGUGAAAUAGUUUACUUUGUAGCAGCAGUAGCAAUUUUAUAUAAUGUUGAAGAACAAAGCCAGCGACAUUACUUGGGUCAUACAGAUGAUAUAAAGUGCCUAACCAUCCAUCCAAAUAAGAUGUUAAUUGCCACCGGUCAGACUGCAGGUCAUGAUGCCAGAGAAGGAAGGCCUCAUGUCAGGAUUUGGAACUCUGUUAGUCUUGUCACCGUCUCCGUGAUUGGCAUAGGCGAGUUCGACCGAUCUAUCUGUUGCCUCUCCUUUUCAAAAUCGGAUGGUGGAACUCUUCUUUGUGCUGUAGAUGAAGCAAAUGAUCACAAUAUUUCUGUUUGGGAAUGGCAGAGAGGAGAUAAAGGACACAAAGUCACUGAGACGAAAUGCUCAGUAGAUACAGUUAUUGCGUGUGAAUUCCAUCCAAUCGACAGAAAUGUAAUAGUUACCUGCGGAAAAUCGCACAUCAACUUUUGGACAUUGGAUGCUGGUGGCACUUUGUAUAAGAGGCAGGGCAUUUUUGAGGGUAACCGUGACAGGCCGAAGUAUGUGACAUGUCUUGCAUUCACCCAAACUGGAGAAACUUUGUCUGGUGAUUCCAACGGAAAUGUUGUUGUUUGGCAAAGAGGAUCCAACACAAUUGCUAAAAUUGUCAGAAAUGUACAUGAAGGAUCUAUCUUUACCAUUUGUGUGUCAAAAGAAGGCAGUAUUAUUACUGGAGGUGGGAAAGAUGGUCGAUUAUUCCAAUUCGAUUCAAAUCUACAACCAACUGGAUAUGAAGCACGGAUUGCAGAACAUUUGGGCGGUAUCAGAACUGUUUCAGAAGGUCGCGGCUCACAACUGCUCGUUGGCUCUACCCGAAAUUGUAUCCUUAUCGGCUCGCUCAGCACCGGAUUCAGUCCUGCUGUCCUAGGGCACACAGAUGAACUAUGGGCACUAUGCGCUCACCCCACAACUGCUCAAUUUUUAACUGCUGGCUUUGAUAAAAUAGUUCAGCUUUGGGAUUCCCUAUCGCACACCGUUGUCUGGAGUAAAGAUAUAGCUGAACAAGCUCAGUCAGCCUGUUUUUCACCCGAUGGCAGCAUCUUGAUUAUCGGCUGUGUCUCUGGGCGAUGGAUCGUAAUGGACUCAGAAACAAGGGAACCGUACUUUGUUCAUAAUGACGGAGUUGAACCUAUUCAGGUCAUUAAAUUUUCUCCAGAUGGCAAAUGUUUAGCUUUAGGAUCUAGAGAUAAUUUUGUCUACGUCUUUCAAGUUAGUGGAGACUAUCGAAAGUACAGCCGUGUUGGUCGUUGCGCAGGUCACUCAAGUUUCAUCACUCACCUCGAUUGGUCAGGAGAUAGUCAAUAUAUCCGAAGCAACUCUGGGGAUUACGAAAUACUUUUCUGGAAUGCCUCAACAUGCAGACAAAUACCUCAAACAUCACAGAUGAGGGAUGUUGUCUGGGCUAGUAAUUCAUGCGUUCUAUCUUUUCCGACCAUUGGAAUUUGGCCAGAUGACGCAGAUGGCACUGAUGUCAACGCAUGUGAACGCUCUCACAGUGCACGCCUUCUUGCCACAGCUGACGAUUUUGGCAAAGUCAAACUGUAUGCCUACCCUUGUUCUCAGCCCAAAUCUUUGUGCCACACUUACAGUGCUCAUAGCAGUCACGUGACAAAUGUUGCAUUCCUCCAUGAUGAUACACGACUGAUUUCAACCGGUGGUAAAGACAUGAGCGUGAUGCAGUGGCAAGUUGUGUAAACUGAAGCAAAAAAUCAAAAUCUGACGGACGUAUAGGUCCUCAAUUGUUAUUGUUUACUAGUUAAUUACUUUUUGUUAUUUACGUAUGUUUUCCAGUCUCAACUAUGGCCUAUUCUCACUUUCAAUUGAUCUGAGCACACAUGUUUGGUUCUCAAGCUCUAUUCAGGUUAAUCUCAGUGCUUCGUAUUUGCAUAUGUAUAUUGAGUAUACUUGCAAGGUAUUUUCUUAUUAUACUCUUAAUUUUAUUGUCUCAAUUUUCUUCUGUUUGAGUAUCUAAACAAAUUUUAAGACAAACAACACCUCUAGGCUAGCCUAAUAUUUAAUUCAAAUUAUUUAAUUUUAGUACUUCUUGGUCGUUAAAGACACACAUUGGAUUCUCAUUCCUCUUUCGUUUUUGAACCUUUAACCUAUUUUGCAAUGAGAUCAGAAGGCUGAUUAUUGAAAUUGAUAGAUAAAGCGAUAGACAAAAAAGAUGACAGGAAAAUAGAAGGAUCCUAUUUGUUUAAAGGGGUGGUUAUUAUAGACUAAGAGAGUAAACAAUGUACUAUGUACAUCGUAAUGUACAAUGUAACUAUGGGGUCUCUCAUGUGUUGCCAUUAGUUAGUCCAUUACUUACCUCCUUAGUGCAUUGUAAUCACCUGCUUCCACCAAUAGGAUCACUCUCUUUUCUCUCCGUCUUCUUAGUCUAUUCUUUUGUCUAUUAAUUUCCUUAACAGCUCGCAAUAGUAUAAAUAAUACAUAUUGAUCAUUUCUAUAGAUUUCUUCAGUCAUUCACAAAUUUAAUUGUUCUUUCAUUUCGUAUUUUUUUUUAAACUACAUUUAAAUCCAAGUAUAAAACUGCUUUUAAUUAUAAAUUCCCUUCCACAUGUAGUUAAUACUGUUAUUUUUUUGAAAGAUGAAAACUUGUCUAUGUUUUCAAGGUUUUAAAAAACAACCUCAGAAGAAGGCUGAGGUUGAGACACUUGAGGAUAGUCUCAAUUCUUGAGCUACUAUUUUAUCCAUAUUUUUAACUGAAUGAAUAAUUCUUCCCGUCUUGCAUAUUUAGAUGCAUAAAAUUUCACACUCAGUAUUACAUUCUUGUAUUAUGUUCAGUGUAGUCUAAUCUCUCUUUGAGGCAUUUUUUAUUUUUAAUGAAAGUCUUGUAGGUGUACAUUUUUAAAUAAUUUUGUACUUUGGAUGUACAUUUCGUAGUUCUCUAAGAUUAUUUAUUUUAAAUGUUAUUUAUUCAAUAUUUUUCACAAUAAAUUCUGAGCUGUAUUAAAAUUUCCA